UUGCAUAAUUUGAUUGGCUCUUUGAAAAUGGACAUUAUCCAAUCUAUCUUAAUAUUGUUAGUUCAUGUUAUAAACAUUCAUCAACAACAAUACAAAACAUGUCAGAUGAGGAAGUAAUUCGUCGAAGAUUAUUAAUCGAUGGCGAUGGCACUGGAGAUGACCGUAGAAUUAAUGUUCUUUUAAAAUCAUUUAUUAAAUGGAUAAACAAUUCAGAUGCUGAUAAUACUUUACAUGAAAGAAUGUUAUCUCAAUUGGCACAAUGUGAAUUUGCACAGAAAAAAUCACGUUUUGUUUCAAAUAUGAGUCAAGAGGAAUUAAGAAAUUAUGAAAAUUUAUCAAAACAAAUUGAAAUUGAAAUUGAAUAUGCUAAAAAAGAUAUUGAAAGAACAAAAUCUGGUUUAGAAGCAGCUAAACGUGUACGUAAAUAUAGAAUUGAAUAUGAUGUAUUGGCAAAAGUUAUUAAUGAACAACCUGAUCGUGUUGAAACAAAUUCAAAACUCAAUACACUUCGAGAUGAAUUAGGUUGUCUAAAAGAAAAAUCUGAACAACUUGAACGUAAAUUAGAAAUGCGAAGAAAACAAUUUCAUGUUUUAAUAUCUUCAAUACAUUCAUUACAAGGAAUGUUAGAUGAAGUUGAUGAAGAAAUAAUGGAUGUAAGUCUAGAAAAUUAUGAAGAUACUGAUACUAUUACAUCACCGAAAACCAGCACUUAAUUUAGUUUCAAGACGUUCAUAAAAAUCCAAAACAGUAUGUGAACCACAACUUAUUGUACUGACAAUUGGAUGAAAAAGUGGUCCAUCUGAAUGAGGCUGAGAAAAUUGAUAAAAUUUUGUAUAUUGUACGCAUUUAGAAUUAUUCUUUAAAUAUAUGUAUACUUUAAAUUACA
Messenger RNA from Leptopilina boulardi, 886 nucleotides. RefSeq names its product THO complex subunit 7 homolog (gene thoc7). Lineage: Eukaryota; Metazoa; Arthropoda; Insecta; Hymenoptera; Figitidae. The record is from RefSeq and is a predicted model, not a curated record. Gene Ontology annotation, biological process: mRNA export from nucleus; mRNA processing. Gene Ontology annotation, cellular component: THO complex part of transcription export complex. The coding region runs from base 99 to 713 and encodes 204 amino acids. The transcript is spliced from 4 exons.